CACCAUUCCUCGAUGUCCAGGUGAUCUCUCGAGACCGCUGUCUUGACAUCCUUGCAGAUCCCUCGACACUCCCUUUCCACCGACUGUGCAUACACUCUCCGUCUGUCAAGGUGAGCCGUCCGCGACGUCCGGUAAUUGGCGGGACCGCCGUUUCGCUUGGCUUGACCCGAUCCGAAACCAUUCGUCACCUUUGACGCGCGCGUGUCAUCCGUUCCCUCGCUCGCUCUCUCUCUCUCUCCUAUCAACAUCCGUACCCGUCCCCUUUCAACACAUCCGAACGUCGAACCCCCUCUCUCUUCUCCUUCCACAAAUCCAUAGUCACACAUUCCACUCGGCCACUCGAUCGAAUCCUUUUCAGUUCUUGCAAUCAGGAUCAGUUCUACUUCUCUACACACCGCACAUCAUCUAUCCUACGGUCGAUUGAUCGGUACAGCAGAAUGGCUCAGGCCGAAGGUAACCCCGCUCACAGCAUCGUCUCCGCCAUGACUUCUGCUUCUGCCGGUCCUGGAGCCGGUACCCCUGGUACGGCUGCCACUGGGACCAGCACUCCCGCUGCCCAUACUAUCCAAACCCUCCGUAAGAAGCAAGCGGGCCACGCUGGCCCUCUCAAAAAGGUCCUCGUCGCCAACCGUGGAGAGAUUGCCAUUCGGGUGUUCCGAACCGCACACGAAUUGGCCAUGCAGACCGUCGCCAUCUACUCGAUCGAGGACAAGAUGACGGCUCACAGGCAAAAGGCCGACGAGGCUUAUCAGGUGGGGAAAGGGUUGACCCCCGUAGCCGCUUAUCUGGCGCAGGACGAUAUCAUUAGGAUCGCGCUCGAGCACGGGGUGGACAUGAUCCAUCCUGGUUACGGAUUCUUGUCCGAGAACCAUGAAUUCGCCCGCAAGGUCGAGGAAGCCGGGAUCGCUUUUAUUGGCCCUCGACCCGAAACCAUCGACGCUCUAGGAGACAAGACCAAAGCCCGUACGCUCGCCCAAAAGACCGGAGUGCCCGUCGUUCCCGGAACCCCUGGACCCGUCGCUAGCUACGACCUAGCCGAGGGUUUCAUCAAGGAGUAUGGGUUCCCGGUUAUCAUCAAGGCUGCGAUGGGAGGUGGUGGAAGGGGAAUGAGGGUCGUCAGGGAUCAGGCUACUUUCAAGGAGAAUUUCGAGAGGGCCGUCAGUGAGGCCAAGGCGGCUUUCGGUGAUGGAACCGUCUUUAUCGAACGAUUCUUGGACCGGCCUAGGCAUAUCGAGGUCCAGCUCUUGGCGGAUAGCUACAAUAACUGCGUUCACUUGUUUGAGCGUGAUUGUUCCGUCCAGCGACGACACCAGAAGGUCGUCGAGGUCGCCCCCGCCCCCCAUCUCGCUGAAGAGACCCGUCAGGCCAUCUUGAACGACGCCAUCAAGCUCGCCGAGGCCGUUCAGUACCGAAACGCCGGUACCGCCGAGUUCUUGGUCGACCAGCAGGGCAGGCACUACUUUAUCGAGAUCAACCCUAGGAUCCAGGUCGAACAUACCAUCACCGAGGAGAUCACCGGUAUCGACAUUGUCGCCGCUCAGAUCCAGAUCGCUGCCGGAGCUUCGUUGGCUUCUUUGGGCCUGACGCAGGACGCGAUUACCAAGAGAGGAUUUGCGAUCCAGUGUCGAAUCACGACCGAGGAUGCUGCGGCCAACUUCCAACCGGAUACCGGAAAGAUCGAGGUCUACCGAAGUGCGGGAGGGAACGGUGUCAGGUUGGACGCCAGUUCCGGAUUCGCUGGAGCGCAGAUUACCCCUCACUACGAUUCGCUUUUGGUCAAGUGUACCGUCCGAGGUACCACUUACGAAGUCGCGAGGAGGAAGACCCUGCGUGCGUUGGUCGAGUUCCGAAUUCGUGGUGUCAAGACCAACAUCCCCUUCUUGAUCCGUCUCCUGACCCACCCCGUAUUCGAGAGCGGAAAGACCUGGACCACAUUCAUCGACGACACUCCCGACUUGUUCAAACUCGUCACCAGUCAAAACCGAGCUCAAAAGCUCUUGGCCUACCUGGGGGACUUGGCCGUCAACGGAUCUUCCAUCAAGGGGCAAAGCGGAGAGCCCGGUUUGACCGAAGAAAUUCCCAUUCCCAAGCUGGCCGAUCCCAAGGACUCGAGCAAGGUUUUGGACACCUCGGUUCCCUGCCAGGUCGGUUGGAGGAACAUUAUCCAGGAGAAGGGACCCGCUGGAUUCGCCAAGGCCGUGCGAGACUAUAAGGGAUGUCUCAUCAUGGACACCACUUGGCGUGAUGCCCAUCAAUCGUUGUUGGCCACCCGACUCCGAACCGUCGACAUGGCCAACAUUGCCAAAGAGACCAGCCAUGCGCUAGCCAAUGCCUAUUCCUUGGAAUGUUGGGGUGGUGCCACCUUUGACGUUUCGAUGAGGUUCUUGUACGAGGACCCUUGGGAGCGACUGAGGACAUUGAGAAAGCUGGUCCCCAAUAUUCCCUUCCAAGCUCUCGUCCGAGGUGCCAACGCUGUCGGCUACACGUCUUACCCGGACAAUGCCAUCUACGACUUUUGCAAAAAGGCCGUCGAGAACGGACUCGACAUCUUCCGAGUGUUCGACUCGCUCAACUAUAUCGAUAACAUGAAGCUCGGAAUCGAUGCUGCCAAGAAGGCUGGAGGUGUCGUCGAGGCCGUUGUCUGUUACACCGGAGACGUUGCCGACCCCAAGAAGACCAAGUACGACCUGCAAUACUACCUCGACUUUGUCGAUCAGCUCGUUGCCGAGGGAAUUCACGUCUUGGCCAUUAAGGACAUGGCCGGACUGCUCAAGCCUCAGGCCGCUACCAUGCUCAUCGGUGCGAUCCGAAAGGCUCAUCCCGACCUCCCGAUCCACGUGCACUCCCACGAUACCGCUGGUAUGGCGGUUGCUUCCAUGUUGGCCUGUGCUGCCGCCGGUGCCGAUGUCGUGGACUGUGCGAUCGACAGCAUGAGCGGAUGCACCUCGCAACCCGCCAUGGGAGCCAUCUGUUCCGCUCUUGAGCAGACCGAGCUCGGGACUGGGAUCCGCUUCGAUGAUGUGCAGGCGCUCAACUUGUACUGGUCCCAGGUCAGGGCUCUCUAUAAGCCCUUCGAGGCCAUGUCCAUGUCGAGCGACUCGAGUGUAUUCGAGCACGAGAUGCCUGGAGGGCAAUUCUCGAACUUGUUCUUCCAGGCCGCCCAACUCGGUCUCGGAUCUCACUGGAACCAGGUCAAGAAGAACUACGCUCUCGCCAACCAGCUCUGCGGUGAUAUUGUCAAGGUUACCCCCAGUUCCAAGGUCGUCGGUGACUUGGCUCAAUUCAUGACCAGCAACAACUUGACCAAGGACGAUGUGUCUGAGCGAGCCGACAAGCUCGACUUCCCGGAAUCGGUCAUCGAGUUCUUCCAGGGUUACUUGGGUCAACCUCCCGGUGGAUUCCCCGAGCCUCUCAGGUCCAAGAUCAUCCGUGAUCGACCUAGGAUCGACACCCGUCCCGGUCUCAACAUGAAGCCCCUCGACUUCAAGAAGAUCAAGAGCGAGCUGAGGGAAAAGUUUGGCAAGAACAUUACCGACGUCGAUGUCGCCAGUUACUACAUGUACCCCAAGGUCUUUGAGGAGUUCCAGGGAUUCCUCGAAAAGUACGGGGAUCUGAGUGUCGUUCCUACUCGUCACUUCUUGGGCAAGCCCGUCAUCAACGAAGAGAUGAACAUCGAGAUUGAGGCUGGAAAGCUGCUCAUCGUCAAGCUGCUCGCCGUCGGAAAGAUCAACGAGAACACGGGUACCCGAGAGUGUUUCUUCGAGGUCAACGCCGAGACCCGUGUCGUCGUGAUCGAGGAUCGACAAGCUGCCGUUUCCAAGGUCUCCAGGGAGAAGGCUAGCAGUGAGCCCGGUAGCAUCGGAUCCCCGAUGGCCGGUGUCGUGGUCGAGGUCAGGGUCAAGGAGGGAUCCGAGGUCAAGGCCGGAGACCCCAUCUGCGUAUUGUCCGCCAUGAAGAUGGAAUCGGUCGUCUCCUGCCCCGUGUCCGGUCGCGUGAAGCGCAUCGGGGUUCAUGAGGGCGACUCGAUCUCCCAGGGUGAUCUCAUCGCCGAAAUCGUUUCCUAGAUCGUUCUUUUUCGUGUUUAGAAGGUUUAGAUAUUGGCUGUCUUUUGCGGAAAUGUAAUUAUAAGAAUUAGUUAGGAUACGAAUGAUCGGGAUUCGAUAGGACGUAUCUCUCAUCUCUUGAUCUCUCACUCAGUCAGUCACUUUGCGCAAAAUGACGCGUUUCCCCGAUUCGACGCGUCGCGACUCUCUUCUCGCUUCUCGAUCAGGACGUCAUAUGAUCGGGGGGAUAG
Molecule: messenger RNA, 4294 nt
Organism: Filobasidium floriforme
Lineage: Eukaryota; Fungi; Basidiomycota; Tremellomycetes; Filobasidiales; Filobasidiaceae
Exons: 17
Coding region: 438-4064 (1208 amino acids)
Biological process (GO): gluconeogenesis; pyruvate metabolic process
Cellular component (GO): cytoplasm
Molecular function (GO): ATP binding; metal ion binding; pyruvate carboxylase activity
Source: RefSeq, a predicted model, not a curated record